Messenger RNA from Cajanus cajan (pigeon pea), 2499 nucleotides. Its product is annotated as Tetratricopeptide repeat (TPR)-like superfamily protein. The record is from RefSeq and is a predicted model, not a curated record. Gene Ontology annotation, molecular function: RNA binding; protein binding; zinc ion binding. Gene Ontology annotation, biological process: RNA modification. Lineage: Eukaryota; Viridiplantae; Streptophyta; Magnoliopsida; Fabales; Fabaceae.
CGUUCAAAAACAGAGUUGUGGCCGGAUGGCAUUUUAAGUGUAUAAAGUACGAUGGGGCGAGAUAUUAGCAAAACCGGUUAACAAAGGAUGACCUCAGGCACAGUAUUCACGAGCCCACCACCCACUCCCUCGGCCCAAGUAGACAACCUCGCUCUCCUAAUCGACAACUCCAAAACCAUAAACCACCUUAUCCAAAUCCACGCCGCACUCCUCCGUCGAGGCCUGGACCAUCACCCCAUUCUCAACUUCAAGCUCCAACGCUCCUACUCCUCACUGGGCCACCUCCACCACACUGUAACCCUCUUCCACCGCACCCCAAGCCCAAACGUUUUCCUAUGGUCCGCCAUCAUCAACGCCCACCACGCCCACUCCGACCGGGCCCUAUCCUACUACGCCCAAAUGCUGGCCCACCCCGUCCGGCCCAACGCCUUCACCCUCUCUUCCCUCCUCAAAGCCUGCACCCUCCACCCCGGCAGGGCCGUCCACUCCCACGCCUUCAAACUGGGCCUCGCUUCCGACCUUUACGUCUCCACGGGCCUCGUCGACGCCUACGCUCGGGGCGGGGACGUUGUCUCGGCGCAGAAACUGUUCGACACAAUGCCCCAGAAGAGUUUGGUUUCUUCGACCGCCAUGCUGACAUGUUACGCGAAACAUGGGAUGCUCCGAGAGGCGAGGUUGUUGUUUGAAGAGAUGGAGGUCAAGGAUGUGGUUUGUUGGAACGUGAUGAUUGAUGGGUAUGCUCAGCAUGGGUAUCCGAAUGAGUCGUUGUUGCUUUUUAGGAGAAUGAUGGGUAUGAAGGUUCGGCCGAAUGAGAUAACUUUGGUGGCUGUUUUGUCGUCUUGUGGACAGCUUGGUGCUUUGGAAUCUGGAAAGUGGGUGCAUUCGUAUGUUGAGAAUAAUGGGGUUGGGGUUAGGGUUAAUGUUCGUGUGGGUACUGCGUUGGUUGAUAUGUACUGUAAAUGCGGGAGCUUGGAGGAUGCGCGCAAGGUGUUUGAUGUGAUUGAGGGAAAGGAUGUGGUGGCGUGGAACUCCAUGAUUAUGGGGUAUGGCAUACAUGGGUUUAGUGAUGAGGCUUUGAGGUUGUUUCAUGAGAUGUGUUGCGUUGGGGUUAAACUUAAACCCUCUGAUAUUACCUUCGUUGCCGUUUUGACUGCGUGUGCGCAUGCUGGUUUGGUAAGGAAAGGAUGGGAGGUUUUCGAUUUGAUGAAGGAUAGGUAUAAGAUGGAACCGAAGAUUGAGCAUUAUGGGUGUAUGGUGAAUCUUCUAGGCCGAGCUGGGCGUGUGAUAGAAGCUUAUGACCUUGUGAGGAGCAUGGAGGUUGAGCCGGAUCCUGUCCUGUGGGGGACUUUGCUAUGGGCUUGUAGAGUCCAUAACGAUGUUUCUUUGGGAGAGGAAAUUGCGGAGUUUCUUGUGAGCAAUGAUUUGGCUAGUUCGGGUACUUAUGUCAUUCUCUCUAACAUGUAUGCUGCUGCUCGUAACUGGGUCGGUGUGGCCAAGGUGAGAUCGUUGAUGAAAGGGAGUGGAGUUGAGAAGGAACCUGGUUGUAGUUCAAUUGAAGUUGACAACAGGGUGCAUGAGUUUGUUGCUGGUGAUUUGAGACACCCGAGGAGCAAAGAUAUAUAUUCGAUGCUGGAGGAGAUGAAUGGUUGGCUCAAGGCUCGCGGUUAUACGCCAAACACUGAUGUGGUGUUGCAUGACAUAGGGGAGCAACAGAAAGAGCAGUCGUUGGAAGUUCAUAGUGAGAAGCUUGCCUUGGCGUUUGGGCUUAUCAGUACAAGUCCAGGAACUGCAAUCAAGAUUGUAAAGAACCUUCGAGUGUGUUUGGAUUGUCAUGCCGUGAUGAAGAUGGUAUCUAAGAUCACUGGCCGUAGAAUUAUAAUGAGAGAUCGGAACCGGUUCCACCACUUUGAGAAUGGUUCAUGUUCGUGUGGGGAUUAUUGGUGAACUUAAUUAGUUAUUUCUCCGUAAAAUUCUAAUAGAGAAGCACCAGAUGAGUUUGGAUUCUCUACCAGAAGCAACAUAUCCACCUUAUGCAAUUAAUUAUAGAAAUAUUUUUUAUAUUCCUAUUUUUAAUAACCAUCAGAUAUAUGAAUUUAAUGGCCAAGAUCGCUGCUGCAGAGGAUCCGAGUGCAAUUCAUGAGAAAUUUUAAGGACGAGUUUCAGGAAUAAGGACCCUGACCAUGCAAUAUCUUCUGUUUCCUGUGUAAUGAACAAUAAAAGGCUCAGAUUUUGCAAGAUAUUGACUAGAGGGGAAGUUGACUGGAGAGGAUCAACAUUCAAAUUUCUGUUGUAAAUUAACAUGUCAUUUAAAAUUUUAGUCCUACAAUGCUAAAUUUAAAAGGUAGGAGCGGGCAGUUGAGAAUGUCUAAUUACGCCACAGGUCGAAUAUUACUCAAAUCCCUGCACAACAUUUUGAAUAUUGUAGGUUUUAAAACUGUAUCAUUAGCAAUACAUGCAGCAAUCUUGAUUCUUGAAUAUUAAAGGCGGAAUGUUAUUCAA